AUGCUUGUUGCUAUAGAUGUUGACGAAGAAAGUGAUACAUUCUGUCAGAUUCUGUCCAAAUGCGUGCUUCCAUACGUUGGUGAUGAAGUACAUCAUACUGGAUGGAAUGCAUGCUCGUCUUGUCAUGACAAGCCCUCUGCCAAGAGGACCCAUAUAAUAUUGCCAUGCUUAAACUCGAGUCGAAUUUACUUUGUCAAUGUUGAAGACGAAAGAAAUAUUCGGCUGGACAAGAUAAUCAGUCCAGAAGAGCUUCAAAACUACAAUGCCUCAUUCCCCCAUACUUGUCAUUGCCUAGCAGACGGUAACAUCAUGAUCAACACAUGCGGAGAUGGGAAUAAUAAUAAUAAAGGAAACUUCCUCCUAAUUGAUGGGAAAACUUUCGAGCCGAAGGAUUGCUAUCUAGAAGAUAGCAAAAGUGUACCGUUCAGUUACGAUUAUUGGUAUCAACCUCGUCGUGACGUAAUGAUCUCUUCGGAAUGGGGCAGCCCGAAACGGAUCAAAGAAGGCUUCGAUCCGACUGAUUUGGCAAAAGGCAACUAUGGCCACUCCGUGCACGUUUAUAAGUGGUCAACCCACGAGAAGUUGAAAACAAUAGAAUUACCGAUAUGCGAUGGGGCACUUCCAUUUGAAGUAAGAUAUUUUUUAUUCAUUUACUGUUUAACAGCACAUAAGCUAGCCGUCCAAAUUUGCUCUUCUGCCGCAGUUGUGCCAGAGCCGCUCCAACGCCGUGUCGGCGCUGUGCCAAUCCGUGCCAAGGCUGUAGAGCGCUGCAUAUGUCUGACUUCUGCAAGCUCUUGUUUUGCUGGAUCAAUUCAAGCACGAUCCGACGAGUCCUUAUGCAUUUGUAGGAUGCGCUUUGGGCUCAAGCAUAUUCUUACUGAAGCCUGA
Molecule: messenger RNA, 888 nt
Organism: Cylicostephanus goldi
Lineage: Eukaryota; Metazoa; Nematoda; Chromadorea; Rhabditida; Strongylidae
Source: the annotation of a GenBank genome assembly